Molecule: messenger RNA, 1533 nt
Organism: Microtus oregoni (creeping vole)
Lineage: Eukaryota; Metazoa; Chordata; Mammalia; Rodentia; Cricetidae
Gene: Dntt
Product: DNA nucleotidylexotransferase
Exons: 11
Coding region: 1-1533 (510 amino acids)
Biological process (GO): double-strand break repair via nonhomologous end joining
Cellular component (GO): nucleus
Molecular function (GO): DNA binding; DNA nucleotidylexotransferase activity; DNA-directed DNA polymerase activity
Source: RefSeq, a predicted model, not a curated record
AUGGAUCCACUGCAAGCAGCCCACCUGGGUCCUCGGAAGAAGAGGCCCAGGCAGACGGGCACCUCGGUGGGCACCACAUCUCACGACAUCAGGUUUCGAGACUUGGUCCUCUUCAUUUUGGAGAAGAGAAUGGGCACGACUCGAAGAGCCUUCCUCAUGGAGCUGGCCCGGAGGAAAGGGUUCAGGGUGGAAAGCGAGCUCAGUGAUUCUGUUACCCACAUUGUGGCAGAGAACAACUCAGGGUCAGAUGUCCUGGAGUGGCUCCAGCUACAGAACGUCCAAGCCAGCUCCGAGCUCGAACUCCUUGACGUCUCCUGGCUGAUUGAAUGCAUGGGAGCUGGGAAACCCGUGGAGACGACAGGAAAGCAUCAACUUGUUGUGAGGAGAGAUUCUUCCCUGAGUCAUGCCCCAGACUCCCAGAACAUUCCACCACCGACUGAACAAAAGAUCUCCCAAUAUGCUUGCCAGAGAAAGACCACAUUAGACAACUGUAACCAAGUAUUCACGGAUGCCUUUGAUAUCCUGGCUGAAAAUUACGAGUUUAGAGAGAACGAAGGCUGUUAUGCGGCACUCAUGAGAGCGUCUGCUGUCCUGAAAUCGCUGCCAUUUCCCAUUGUUAGCAUGAAAGACACGGAGGGAAUUCCCUGCCUAGGGGACAAGGUGAAGUGUAUCAUAGAGGGAAUUAUUGAAGAUGGGGAAAGUUCUGAAGUUAAAGCUGUGUUGAAUGAUGAACGAUACAAAUCCUUCAAACUCUUUACGUCUGUGUUUGGAGUGGGGCUGAAGACAGCUGAGAAGUGGUUCCAGAUGGGGUUCCGAACUCUUAGUAAAAUCAAGUCAGACAAAAGCCUGCGCUUUACACGAAUGCAGAAAGCAGGAUUCCUCUACUACGAAGACCUUGUUAGCUGUGUGAACAGGGCAGAAGCAGAGGCCACCAGCGUGCUAGUCAAGGAGGCGGUUGCAGCAUUUCUUCCAGAUGCCUUGGUCACCAUGACUGGGGGGUUCCGCAGGGGUAAGAUGACUGGGCAUGAUGUAGACUUUCUAAUUACCAGCCCAGGAGCCACAGAGGAAGAAGAGCAGCAACUCCUGCAUAAAGUGACAGACUUAUGGGGACAGCAGGGGUUGCUUUUGUACUGUGACCUCAUAGAGUCGACAUUCGAAAAGUUCAAGCUGCCGAGCAGGAAGGUGGAUGCCCUCGACCACUUCCAGAAAUGCUUCCUGAUUUUGAAGCUACACCACCAGAGAGUGGGCAGUGGCAAGAGCAGCCAGCAGGAAGGAAAGGACUGGAAGGCCAUCCGUGUAGAUUUGGUCAUGUGCCCCUAUGACCGCCGGGCCUUCGCGCUGCUCGGAUGGACUGGCUCCAGGCAGUUUGAGAGAGACUUGCGGCGUUACGCCAGCCAUGAGCGGAAGAUGAUUCUGGACAAUCAUGCUCUGUAUGACAAGACCAAGAGGGUGUUUCUUGAAGCAGACAGUGAAGAAGAGAUCUUUGCCCACCUGGGACUGGAUUAUAUUGAACCAUGGGAAAGAAACGCCUAA